Messenger RNA from Aspergillus novofumigatus IBT 16806, 765 nucleotides. Its product is annotated as ribosomal eL24 family protein. The record is from RefSeq and is a predicted model, not a curated record. Gene Ontology annotation, cellular component: nucleolus. NCBI's taxonomy places the organism in Eukaryota, Fungi, Ascomycota, Eurotiomycetes, Eurotiales, Aspergillaceae. Gene Ontology annotation, biological process: ribosomal large subunit biogenesis. The transcript is spliced from 4 exons. The coding region runs from base 226 to 765 and encodes 179 amino acids.
GCAAUAUAUUGAUGCGUUAUGGAUUCGAGAUGGCAAUCGAAGUUCUGACGUUGGAGAAAAUCGGAGCGCUGUCGAGAUAAAAAUCGGAACGCCGCCGCGAUGCCUAUUUAGGUUUAGCGCCGUCUCCUCCACGCUUCGAAGCUUUGUAAAAGUUUCUACGGAUUUUCGAGCCGCCUUUUUCACGAUAACAACUUUUUGCAAUAAACCAGUCCCUUUAAUAUCACGAUGAGGGUAGAAACUUGUCAUUUUUGCUCCAGGCCCGUGUACCCGAGCAAGGGUAUCACCUUCGUCCGCAACGAUGCGAAAUCUUUCCGAUUCUGUCGGAGCAAGUGUCAUGCAAACUUCAAGAUGAAGCGUCAACCGCGAAAGCUGAAGUGGACCAAGACUCACCGUGCAGCCCGCGGAAAGGAAAUGAUUGUCGACUCGUCCCUGGAACACCCCGUCAAGUACGACAGAAACCUGGUUGCUGCUACCAUCAAGGCCAUGGAGAGAGUGGAGGAAAUCAGAGCCCGCAGAGAGCGUGCGUUCACGAAACGCAGGCUGGGCGGCAAGGUGGCCCGCGAGCGCAAGCGCGAGGAAGACCGCAGGGUCGUUGCGCAGGGCGAGCACCUCAUCCGCAAGGAACUUCGGGAAAGAGAAGAGGGCCAGCCAUUGGAUGUCAGCAAGAUCUCAAGCAGAGUGGUCGGCGAGGAGAAGCUCAGACAGAAGAAGAAGACAAGACUGUUGGUGGAUGGAGGUGUCGAGGAGGAAAUGGACCUCGACUAG